AUGAGCCCAAAAUACCACAAGCUCGUUGGAAAGCAUGUCUUGAUUAUCGGAGGGACUUCUGGAAUGGGUUACGCGGUUGCCGAAGCGAGCUUAGCAUCUGGAGCUCAUGUAACGCUUUCAUCCUCGAAUCAGAGCCGCGUCGAUGAAAGGGUCAAAAAGCUCCAACAAGACUACCCUGCCAGCAAAGUCCAGGGCUUCGUGUGUGAUCUCUCACGCAGCAGCCUUAAACAAGAUAUUGAAGAGCUCUUUGAAAAAGUCGGCAAACUCGAUCAUAUUGUUUUCACUGCAACGGAGCCGCCAAAGAUGCUCACAUACGAUGAGAUCACACUCGAAUACUGGCGAGAUGCAGGGCAGAUGCGUCUUUUUGCACCAUUCUUCGUGGCCCAAGUAGGCUCAAAAUACCUCAAUCUCGGGCCCGAGUCUUCGAUUGUUCUAACUACUGGAACAUCGUCCGAAAAGCCAAUUGCGGGAUGGCCAGUGGUCGCGUCUUACGCGGCCAGCCUGAAAGGAUUGACCCGCAAUUUGGCCUUGGACUUGAAGCCUAUCCGUGUCAACAUUGUUAGUCCCGGCUUCGUCGAGACAGAAUUGUGGGACCAUCAGCCAGAGGAGGCCAGAAAGGGGCUCUUUGAAUGGGUCAAGACGGCGACAGCGUUGCAGAAAAUUGGGUAUCCGGAAGAAGUUGCGGAAGCCUUUUUGUGGCUAAUGAAGGACACCAAUGUUACCGGCAGCGUUGCGGAGACCAAUUCGGGAAUGAAGUUAGUGUAA
Messenger RNA from Penicillium brasilianum, 765 nucleotides. NCBI's taxonomy places the organism in Eukaryota, Fungi, Ascomycota, Eurotiomycetes, Eurotiales, Aspergillaceae. The record is from the annotation of a GenBank genome assembly.